This is a messenger RNA of Urocitellus parryii (Arctic ground squirrel), 2564 nucleotides long. Its product is annotated as lysosomal acid lipase/cholesteryl ester hydrolase-like. NCBI's taxonomy places the organism in Eukaryota, Metazoa, Chordata, Mammalia, Rodentia, Sciuridae. The record is from RefSeq and is a predicted model, not a curated record. Gene Ontology annotation, molecular function: hydrolase activity, acting on ester bonds.
UGACUGGCGGCUCUGGUUGGCUGUGCUAAUAGCCUGAGCGGGUACCCGCCUUCCCACCAGGGCCGCCCCGUCCCCGGCGCCUGCCAGGAGACACUGCGACCGGGAACAGCGGCCCGGGACGACAGCACCGGAGUGAAAAUGCAGUUUUUGUGGUUGGUGGCCUGUUUCGUCCUUGGGAUCCUGCAUUCCGAGGGGCCCAGAGGGAAGGUGGCAGCUGUGGAUCCUGAAGCAAACAUGAAUAUAAGUGAAAUCAUCACUUACAGGGGAUUCCCUGCUGAGGAACACCUAGUUGAGACAGAAGAUGGGUAUAUUCUGUGCCUUUACCGAAUCCCUCAUGGAAGGAAGAAUCAUUUUGACAAAGGUCCCAAACCAGUUGUGUUUCUGCAGCAUGGCUUGCUGGCAGAUGCCAGUAAUUGGAUCACGAACCUUGCUGACAACAGCCUGGGCUUCAUUCUUGCUGAUGCUGGUUUUGACGUGUGGAUGGGGAACAGCAGGGGAAACACCUGGUCUCGGAAACACAAGACUCUUUCACCGUCUCAGGAUGAAUUCUGGGCCUUCAGUUUCGAUGAGAUGGCAAAAUAUGACCUACCAGCUUCAAUUAAUUUCAUUCUGAAUAAAACUGGCCAAGAAAGUGUGUAUUAUGUGGGUCAUUCUCAAGGCACCACAAUAGGUUUUAUAGCAUUUUCACAGAACCCUGAACUGGCCAAAAGGAUUAAAGUGUUUUUUGCAUUGGCUCCUGUGGUCUUAACUCAUUUCUGUGAGAGCCCUCUAACCUUAUUAGGAAAAUUGCCAGAUGUUCUCUUUAAGGAAAUAUUUGGACACAAAGAAUUUCUUCCCCAGAAUGAAGUUUUGAAGUGGCUGGGUACCCACGUUUGCACCCAUGUCAUUUUGAAGGAGCUUUGUGGAAAUAUCUUUUUUCUUGUGUGUGGAUUUAAUGAGAAGAAUUUGAAUAUGUCAAGAGUGGAUGUGUAUACAGCACACAAUCCCGCUGGAACUUCUGUGCAGAACGUGUUACACUGGAGCCAGUUUGUUAAAUUCCAAAAGUUUCAAGCCUUUGACUGGGGAAGCAGUGCCAAGAAUUAUCUUCAUUACAACCAGAGUUACCCUCCCUUGUACAAUGUGAAAGACAUGCUUGUGCCCACUGCAGUGUGGAGCGGGGGUCAGGACUGGCUUGCAGACGACAAAGAUGUCAAAAUCUUACUGACUCAGAUCACCAACUUGGUGUACCACAAGCGCAUUCCGGAGUGGGAACAUCUUGACUUUAUCUGGGGCCUGGAUGCCCCUUGGCAGAUGUAUAGUGAAAUUAUCAAUCUGAUGAGGAAGUACCAGUGAAAUGCAGACUUGAGAUGUGUGUCAUCAAGUCUCGAGAAAAUGUGUUUGCUUCAUUGCUUAAAAUACUGGUUUUCCUUUCUCAGGUCUUUUAUAUUUUUAUAUGCAAGAAAAUUAUGACUCUGAAGAUGCUCAAUUCUCUCAAGUUAGGAAUGAAAUACCCUGAGUAUAUUUUGUUUAAUUAAGGCUGAACCUGAAGCAAGUGUCUCAACCCUAGUGUUGUCUUUUUUUUUUUUUUUUUUUUUUUUUACAAAUAUCACUGACAUGAAAAGAAACCAUUCUGUUUCUCCUUACAUUUAAAAUCUAUUAUGUUUUUAUUCUUAUUCAGGACAAAUUAACACAUAUGUUUGGAAAUUUUAAACUGUAUUGGUUGAUGUUAAAUAAUCUGUCAUUGAUUUAAACGAAGGUGUGAAAGCAUCCAGUUUUCAUCUUCUUGCCUUAAAGUGCUCUCCAGUCCAAUGGGCUUGUAUUGGGGGAAUCCAAAUGACACUUUUUCAUUUUUUUUAAUGCAUUAGGUACCUAGUCAAACCCAGUGAUAUCCCCGCUGUGCCAGUAAUAAAUAUUCCAUAAUAAGUUUCAUCCGACAUAAAUGACAAAUGUUUAGAUUGUUCAGCUCAAGCACAAAUAGUUGGCCAGAACCUUCAGAAACAGAUUGCACUGUUUUAAAAGUCUGUGUUAUGAAUAGCUUGAAGACUGGAACACUCAAAUGUUUUUGCUCAUGAACUCCUGAUGAUGUGGCAGGCCAUAAUUCUACUUGUCAAGGAAGGAAAGUCCUGUGAAGAGGCAUGACCACUACUUUUUCCCGACAUUAACCAACUCUGAACCAACUGCUGCAGCUCAGUGAGGACAUCCCGUCUGUGUGAAGCUGAAGUCCUGUGGCCUCUGCAGGAAAUAUCCUCAUUCAUUUUCACUCAAGUGAAAAGUUAAUGUGGACAUUUUCAGUUUCAAGUUUAGCUCAGGAAUUCACUUCGCUUGUUGAGUUUUGUUUGUGUAAUAAUCAUUUGUAAUAAGCCUGCUCUGCAUCACAGUGUCAGGAAGCCCCUAUGUGUCUUCUUUGCUUUGUUUCCUUAUCAUGCUGUGGGAUGGACAGGACGUGCUUGCAGAUGUUCUGAUAUAGUCACAGUAGCUACAGUAACAAUUCUUGCUGUGUUGGCUAAUACAUACAGGCAGACUAAUACUGCUUGUAACAUUUACAGGGUCCUCUUUGAACUUUUCAAUAAAACUCAGUGAGCCUC